Athalia rosae (coleseed sawfly) is the source of this 970-nucleotide messenger RNA. RefSeq lists its product as uncharacterized. The record is from RefSeq and is a predicted model, not a curated record. Lineage: Eukaryota; Metazoa; Arthropoda; Insecta; Hymenoptera; Athaliidae. The transcript has 2 exons. Bases 229 to 708 code for a protein of 159 amino acids.
UUACCUACAUUACAAGCGCUCAUCGUAGCGACUGCAUAUCGAAGCGCCGCUUACGUUUUUACGCAAUACGUACGCCAUUCGGGCCCUCCCGCUUCUGCAAUCGUUCGCAUACGGGUUUUACAUACAUAUGUACAACGUUACGGUAUAUACUAGACGCGUAUAAAAAGAGAGAGUUUGGUACGGUAACGGUGCAGUUUCACAAAACGAUUCAAAAUCGAAACAAGAACCAUGGCUCGGACUGAUUUUUUGCCCUGCAGUUUGUCUGUGGCGAUUGCCGCACUCCUGGGCACUCUGCUGAUCUGUACCGCCCUUGAAAUCAAGGCCGAAGAAAGUUCCGCUCUCGGAAUCGGAGACGCCGCUAUCCAAGCCGCUCUGAAGGCGAUUUCUUUGCGAAGGUUACCGGAGAGUGACGCUCGGUUAAUUUACCUGAUAAACGAGAAUCUGAAGGAGAUUUUCACGGGUGCAAAAAAUCCGACGAAUGGCAUCGAGGCGGUUGCAAAACGGGCGCAAAAAACUGUUUCCGAAGUGACGGCCGCCUACGCCGCGGCGAUAUUUCAGUCGAAUUCUGUGGAAGAAGCGCAACGUCUCUUCGAGAGAUUUCAGAGGACCGUGGAGCGGAUCGUAGACCUUGCGAGAGGUGGAAAUUUCGGAGUGCACGUCGAGUCGACGGGCCUGAAGAAAAUCAAAUCACUCGAUAAGGGUGAAUAAAAAAAAACUCGAAGGGAGAAGGAAAAUCUGUUGAAUAUCCGUCAGCCCAUUGGUUUCGAACGUGAUAACUUUAUGUUAGCUGUGUAUGACUACGUGUACGAGUCGGAGUUGAUAAUCUAACGAUGUAGGAUGAGGAUCUCCUCCCGCAGUGACCGGAACUGCGCCUAUGCCCGCGCCGGAAGUACCGCUGGCACAUGUAGUAAUAUAAAUUGUAAUGCCCUUACGGUGUGUUCUUCUGACUUUUUAUUUCACAUUUCUUUUA